This is a messenger RNA of Lodderomyces beijingensis, 1227 nucleotides long. Lineage: Eukaryota; Fungi; Ascomycota; Pichiomycetes; Serinales; Debaryomycetaceae. The record is from the annotation of a GenBank genome assembly.
AUGGAUGGAACGGACGUGCGUACCAAGGGUCAGGACGCGCCCCAUUUCUUCAAAAUGCUCCGCAAGUUCCUCAAGAAGGAAUGCAUUGACGAAUUCCACCCGUCGUACUUUGUGGGCUUCUUGGGCUGUGGAAUCACGGCAAACAUCCUAUACGGGUUCCCCUUUGAAGCGCAAUGGUUGCGAAUUUGCGGCAUCAUCAUGUUCUGUCUCACGAUACUAAUCUUUGUAUCCACCAACAUCAUGCUUGUGCUCAGUUGUUGGUACUAUCCCGAGCGGAUAUCGCUCUACAUGCACAAGUACAACUACUCGAUAUACUUUGCCGUGCACUCGAUGGGCUACACCACCAUUGUCAAUGCUAUCCACCUAUUUGUUCAAGGACGGUACCCGAUUUUCCUUUGGGUGUUGUGGUGGAUUGGCGUCGGUAUCGCCACGUUCAACAACACCAUCCUUUUCUAUUUUACGUUCUUGUCCAAGCUCAACAUCCACACCAUGAGCGAUAUCAACUCCACCGUCCUCAUGCACGUGGUGUGCUGCUGCGUCAUCUCGUCCACGGGCCACAUUAUCGCCGCCGAUCUCGAAGGACGAAACCAACAGAUUAUAACGGAGCUAUUGGCGUUUAUGUUGUUUUGCAUCUCGAUAAUGCUAUUCCAUGGCGUGGGUGCCGUUUACAUGAUGCGACUAAUCCUCUUAAAAGUACCAGACACCCUGCAAAUCUUUACCCAGUUCCUACCCGUGGGGUUCACGGGCCAGAGCAGCUACAGCAUAAUGCUCUUCGGCAACAACAUGUUCCAUUUCAUUCCGGACAAGGUUCUCGGCACGUCCUUUCUCGUGCCCUGUGCCUUGUCAGCGUACUUGCUACUCGCGGGCGCCUACAUCUACAUGAUCAUUGCAAUCAUCUCCUGCAUGUCCAAAAGCAGGCCGUUUGCAACCAACGUCAACCCCGAGUGGACAACAAAGCGAUUCGGCCUUAUAAAAUGGAGCAAAGGGUGGUGGACAAUGACUUUCCCCGUUGGCACCAUGUCGUUGGCCAACGGUGAAAUUGCAAAAGGGGUUGGCGGAUACGAUUUUGUAUUCUUCAAGGUCAUGAGUGCCAUCUUUGCGGUUGCAUUGGUUUUUAUUUGUCUUGUGAAUCUCACUGGUUUGACCAUGAGCAUCGCUGCAAAGAUUAAAGCGGCUUUUUUCGCAACCCCCACAGAUUUACAAUUCUCGGUAAAAGACAAGGUCUAG